AUGAUCGAGUACGUCACGAGGGGCGAGUGGUACGACGGCGAGAUCCGACGGUUCGUCCGCAUCGACAACGAGAACCCGCCUCGCAAGCGCGGCGUCCUCUUCGUGGGCUCCUCCAUCUUCCGCGAGUGGAGGGAAGCUCGCGAUUUCGCCGCCGACGUCGCGCCCCUCGGCGCGGACUGCCUGAACCGGGCGUUCGGAGGUUCCACGACGCGCGACCAGCUGGACGUCAUGGAGCAGAUCGUGUUUCCCCACGAUCCGAAGGUGCUCGUCUACUACUGCGGCAGCAACGACGUCAACGCGGGAGUCCCGCCGCGCGUCAUCCGCGACAACUUCCUCGAGUGGUGCGCGCGUGCGUUUUCGCGGUGCCCGAGCGCGAGGCGAAUCUUGUUCGUGUCAAUCAUGCGAGCCCCGCAGAAGGCGCCGGUGUGGGACGCACUCGACGAGGCGAACGCGCUGAUCCGAGAGGCGUGCGGCGAGGAGGGGGAAGAAGGACGGCGAGGGCUCAAACGCGUGAGCUUUGUCGACGUCAACCCGCUGCUUCGCGACGCGUCCACGCUCGAGCCGCUUGCACAGCUGUACAGGGACGACGGGCUGCACUUCCACCCGAGUUCGUACGACCGCUUCGCGCCGGCGAUCGUGGACGCGGCGCGACGGGCGCUGGACGAGUGCGGGGAUUCGGUGGGGCGGGGGGGAACCGGGGUGCGUGGGGGCGAAUCGUCGGAGGCGCCGUAUGACCCCGCGCUGCCGCCGAGCCUCGGACGAUGA
Micromonas commoda is the source of this 765-nucleotide messenger RNA. RefSeq lists its product with no specific name. Gene Ontology annotation, molecular function: phosphatidylcholine lysophospholipase A1 activity. The coding region runs from base 1 to 765 and encodes 254 amino acids. Lineage: Eukaryota; Viridiplantae; Chlorophyta; Mamiellophyceae; Mamiellales; Mamiellaceae. The transcript has a single exon. The record is from RefSeq and is a predicted model, not a curated record.